This is a messenger RNA of Ochotona curzoniae (black-lipped pika), 4362 nucleotides long. RefSeq names its product zinc finger and BTB domain containing 41 (gene ZBTB41). The transcript is spliced from 10 exons. Lineage: Eukaryota; Metazoa; Chordata; Mammalia; Lagomorpha; Ochotonidae. The record is from RefSeq and is a predicted model, not a curated record. Gene Ontology annotation, molecular function: protein binding. Bases 459 to 3191 code for a protein of 910 amino acids.
UUAUUGUCGCCAUCCCCGCGCCCCCGACCACGGCUGCAGCCCCCCGAGCCUGCGCGACCGGGGAGGCUCUCUGCCUUGGCGGCCCGGUCUUGUUCCCCCUCUCUGUCAGGCCUGGAAGGCGUGCCGCCGGGACUUUGUUUAAGAUUAUUCUUUUGUUGGCUGCCUUUUUGUGACCUGGCCCUCCUGGUUCUUCCGCCCCCCACUCGCCAGGCGGGAGUGUGAGCUGUGAUUUGAUCACCACGCACUUGUCACUUGGAGGCUCCGCUGACUGAGGAAUGCCGCCCACCUGCUUAGCGUUGCUUGGCCGCGGGUCUCUGACUUGGCUCUUGGACUCUUUUGCAGACCAUGAAACGCUCGGGCACGCCCCUCCAGAAGCUGUUCUCCAAGACAAUCUAGCGUUCACGUACAGACCCCUAAGACACGUAUGAAGUUUCUUGUUCUGGAUUCGCAGUAGUGCAAUGAAGAAGAGGAGAAAGGUUACUUCAGAUCUUGACGAGAAGAUCCACCUAGGCUACCAUAAAGAUUCUUCAGAAGGAAAUGUUGCAGUGGGCUGCGACCCAGUGAGCUACACGCAUUCUCCAGAAAGACCAACUCCUGACGCUUUGCACUGCUGCCAGGAGCUGCCUCCCUCCCCAGAUCAGAGAAAGCUGCUGAGUUCUUUGCAGUAUAAUAAGAAUUUGCUGAAGUAUUUGAAUGAUGAUAGGCAGAAGCAGCCCUCUUUCUGUGAUCUGCUCAUCAUAGUGGAAGGGAAAGAAUUCAGUGCACAUAAAGUAGUGGUCGCCGUUGGCAGUAGCUAUUUUCAUGCCUGUUUGAGCAAAAAUCCAAGCACUGAUGUUGUCACCCUGGAUCACGUAACACAUUCAGUUUUUCAGCAUUUGCUUGAAUUCCUUUAUACGUCAGAAUUUUUUGUGUACAAAUAUGAAAUACCUCUUGUUUUAGAGGCUGCAAAAUUUUUGGACAUUAUAGAUGCAGUGAAGCUACUGAAUAAUGAAAAUGUUGCUGCUUUCCAGUCAGAGCUAACUGAGAAGUCAUCACCAGAAGAAACACUAAAUGAAUUAACUGGACGACUGUCCAAUAAUCAUCAGUGCAAAUUCUGCAGUAGACACUUUUGUUAUAAAAAGUCCUUAGAGAAUCAUUUGACUAAAACACACAGGUCUCUGUUAUUAGGGAAAAAACAUGGGUUAAAAAUGCUGGAGAGAAGUUAUUCCACAAGAAGAUCAAAAAGAAGUCGAAAGUGCCCCGUAAAGUUUGAUGACACCAGUGAUGAUGAACAAGAAAGUGGGGAUGGGUCAGACAAUCUGAAUCAGGAAACUUUUGAUACAGAGAAAUCAGACAGAAAUGAUUCCGAGGACCCUGGAAGUGAAUAUAAUGUUGAGGAAGAUGAGCUAGAGGAGGAAAUGUCUGAUGAAUACUCCGACAUUGAGGACCAGAGUGAAAAAGAACAUCAGGAUGCGGAAGAGGAACCUGAGGCUGGUGAUUCUGUAGGAAAUAUUCAUGAGAGGUUGACUCCAGUCGUCAUUCAGAACAGUAACAAAAAAAUACUGCAGUGUCCUAAAUGUGAUAAAACGUUUGACCGAAUAGGCAAAUAUGAGAGCCACACUCGUGUUCACACAGGGGAGAAGCCCUUUGAGUGUGAUAUUUGUCACCAGCGCUAUUCAACAAAGUCUAACCUAACUGUUCACAGAAAGAAGCACAGUAAUGAAACAGACUUUCAUAAGAAGGAACACAAGUGCCCUUAUUGUAACAAACUUCAUGCAAGCAAGAAGACUUUAGCCAAGCAUGUUAAGAGAUUUCAUCCUGAGAAUGCACAAGAAUUUAUUUCCAUUAAGAAGACAAAGAGUGAAAGUUGGAAAUGUGAUAUUUGUAAGAAGUCUUUUACUAGAAGACCGCACUUGGAGGAACAUAUGAUCCUGCAUUCCCAAGAUAAACCUUUUAAGUGUACCUAUUGUGAAGAACAUUUCAAAUCACGCUUUGCACGCUUGAAGCAUCAAGAAAAGUUCCAUUUGGGUCCUUUUCCAUGUGAUAUAUGUGGUCGCCAGUUUAAUGACACUGGAAAUUUAAAACGCCAUAUAGAAUGUACUCAUGGUGGAAAAAGAAAAUGGACUUGCUUUAUUUGUGGAAAAUCAGUAAGAGAAAGAACUACGUUGAAAGAACAUUUAAGAAUCCACAGUGGAGAAAAGCCUCAUCUUUGUAGUAUUUGUGGACAAAGUUUUCGCCAUGGAAGCUCAUAUAGACUUCACUUACGAGUACAUCAUGAUGAUAAAAGAUACGAGUGUGAUGAAUGUGGUAAAACAUUUAUUCGUCAUGACCACCUUACGAAGCACAAAAAAAUACAUUCAGGUGAAAAGGCUCAUCAGUGUGAAGAAUGUGGAAAAUGUUUUGGUCGUAGGGAUCAUCUCACUGUUCAUUACAAAAGCGUGCACCUGGGAGAAAAAGUGUGGCAAAAAUAUAAGGCAACGUUCCAUCAAUGUGAUGUUUGUAAGAAAAUUUUUAAAGGCAAGUCAAGCCUAGAAAUGCAUUUUCGAACACAUUCAGGUGAAAAACCAUACAAGUGUCAAAUUUGCAAUCAGUCUUUUAGAAUUAAGAAAACUUUAACCAAGCAUCUGGUUAUUCAUUCUGAUGCCCGACCUUUCAACUGCCAGCACUGUAAUGCAACAUUUAAGCGCAAAGACAAACUGAAGUAUCACAUUGACCAUGUUCAUGGGAUAAAGUCUCCUGAUGAUCCCCUUAGUACUUCUGAAGAAAAACUUGUAUCCUUACCAGUGGAGUACUCAUCUGAUGAUAAACUCUUUGAAGCAGAAACAAAACAAUAUAUGGACCAGCCAAAAAGCUAUCCAUCUGAAGCCAAGACUAUGUUACAGAAUGUGUCUGCUGAAGUUUGUGUUCCAGUAACGUUGGUUCCAGUUCAGAUGCCUGACGCAUCCAAUGAUCUGGUACGACAUACUACCACUCUGCCUCCAUCUUCCCAUGAGAUCCUGCCGCCACCCCCACAAUCAACUGAUUAUCCUCGAGCAGCCGACUUGGCCUUUUUGGAAAAGUAUACCCUCACUCCUCAACCUGCAAAUAUAGUUCAUCCAGUCCGACCUGAGCAAAUGCUGGAUCCCAGAGAACAGUCUUAUCUUGGAACAUUACUGGGUCUUGAUAAUACUACUGCUGUUCAAAAUAUUUCUACGAAUGAGCAUCAUUCAUGAGUUAUUCUAAACAUUCCACAGACUUUGGAUGGUUCUGUGCUAAUGUAGCUAAGAUCUGAUGUUUUAUCAGUUAGUGGGCUGCUGUUUUUUUUUUUUUUUCAUUUUCUUAAGUUUCCCAUGUUCUCAGAACAAUUUCAAAUCACGAAAACCAUGUGUAUUUGUUUACUGAACAUAUGAAUAUUUGGACAUUUUCUGGCAUAAUAUUUGAGGCGUUUUUUGUGAUUUUUUUUAAAAGAUGAUUUAGUGCUAAUUUUUAAUAGGUUCUCAAACUUUUUCACAGUUACUAGGUGUUGGCUUUUUUUUUUUUUAAAUAAUCGCUGGAAAAUUUUAUUAGUCUCAUUCCUAUUUUCUCCCUUUCCCAGAUUCUAACAGCUUCAAGAACUUUAAGAACGAAAGUAAGAACAUGUGAAUAACUGCAGCUGUUCUUUAUCCUAAGUUAAGAUUUAUUAUCAAUCCAUCCAGAUGUUUAAAACAGAAAUUUGGAACUUGAAUUUAUAAGAAAAUCUUGGAUAGUUCUAUGUUGUUUCCAUUUCAAUUUGUCCAUAAUUUCAGGUUAUCUUUAUCUUUUGGACUUUUGACCAACUCACAACCAGAAAACUAAGAUUAACUUAUUAAUAUAGUUGAAAUAAUUAUCCAGAUAAGUGAUUUUUACCUAUACUUCAAUCAUUAUGAGUAAGAAAUACAACCUUAGGUCUAGAAGUUGAAUUUUGCAAGUUGAAAAUGUUCUAAGAGAAAUAUGACAGUUUUAACUAGAUGUUUUUGUAGCUCACCUUUUGUAUUUUGCUAUUUAUUUCAGAAACAUUAAUAAUAUAGUACAGCAUAAGUCUUCAUCUCAUUAAAGAAGGGGUGAUCAUUACAAUUAAUGACAGUUAAUUGAAUACACUACUUUUGAUUUAAUUUUCUGUGACGCAAACUCUGAGGAACACAAUCUUGUUAUCUUAUGUCUAAUUCUUAGAAGUGCCAAACAGUUUGUAAAAUUUGUGUCUACUCUAGCUCAGUGUCACUUGAAAAUGGAAUCACUACUCAUAUUCUGAUUUGCAUGCAGUUUAAGUUUUUAUAUAUACUUUCACCCUAUCUAAUUAUUCUUGAUUUUUAUUUUUGUGUCAGACAAAAGUUGAGGACUUAUGAGAGGAAAUAGCAAUUACAAUAAAACCUUACUGAUUAAUACGAA